This is a messenger RNA of Anolis sagrei ordinatus, 2398 nucleotides long. The record is from RefSeq and is a predicted model, not a curated record. Lineage: Eukaryota; Metazoa; Chordata; Lepidosauria; Squamata; Anolidae.
AUGAGGAUUCUGUGAAGCCACCUCUUGGGUGCAGUAAGGAAACCAAUAAGAUAGAAAGAAGAAAUCUUCUCAAGGUGAUGGACUUGCUGAAUUCUUGACCUCACUUGGAGAUAAGAAAGGGGGGAAAAAGAAGAAUCAUAGAAUCAAAGAGUGGGAAGAGACCUCAUGGGCCAUCCAGUCCAACCCCCUGCCAAGAAGCAGGAAUAUUGCAUUCAAAGAGUUAACUAUCUGCAUUGCAAUUGAACACCCAUAUCAGUAUUGGUGUGAAGGAAAAAGCAUCUCAAUGUUUGGAGUGUGGCAAGAGUUUUACUCAAGGGAUCAUCUGCAGCAACAUGAAGGAGCUCACACUGGGGUGAAGCCCUUUGAAUGGUUGGACUGUGGGAACAGCUUCACUCAUACUUCAGAUGUACAUAAACAACAAAGGACUCACACAGGGGGGAAACCCUAUACAUGCCCGGUCUGUGGAAAGACCUUGGCUAGUAGUUCAAGUUUGUGUUCACAUCUAAGGACUCACACUGGGGAGAAACCAUAUACAUGCCUGGAGUGUGGACAGAGUUUCACUCAGAGGGGAAAUCUACGCUCACAUCAAAGGACUCACACUGGAGAGAAACCCUAUGAAUGCCCGGAGUGUGGAGUGAGCUUCACUCAGAAUUCUCAUCUACAGAGACAUCAAAUGACUCACACGGGGGAGAAACCCUAUGAAUGCUUGGUAUGUGGGAACAGAUUCACUCGUAGUUCAGAUCUACAUAAACAUCAAAGGAUUCAUACUGGGGAGAAGCCCUAUACAUGCCUGGAGUGCGGAAAGAGCUUCACAGAGAAUGGAAGCCUACGCUCUCAUCAGAGGACUCACACUGGGGAGAAGCCCUAUACGUGCCUGGAAUGUGGACAAAGCUUCACUCAUCAUUCAGGUCUAUAUUCACAUCAAAGGACUCACACUGAAGAGAAACCGUAUAAAUGCCUGGAGUGUGGACAGAGCUUCACUCAUAGUUCAGGUCUACGUAAACAUCAAAGGACUCACACUGGGGAGAAACCAUAUAAAUGUCUGCAGUGUGGACAAAGCUUUACCCAGGGGGGGAAUCUACGUAAACAUCAAAGAAUUCACACUGGGGAGAAACCCUAUACAUGCCCGGAGUGUGGAAAGAGCUUCACGGAGAGUGGAAGCCUACGUUCUCAUCAAAGGACUCACACUAGAGAGAAACCCUUUACAUGCCUGGACUGUGGACACAGCUUCACUAAGAGUUCAGGUUUACGUUCACAUCAAAAGACUCACACUGGAGAGAAACCCUAUGAAUGCUUGGAGUGUGGAAGCCGCUUCUCUCGUAAUUCAGAUCUACGUAAACAUCAAAGGACACACACUGGGGAGAAACCCUAUACAUGCCUGGAGUGCGGAAAAAGUUUCACUAAUAGUUCAGGUCUCCGUUCACAUCAAAGGACACACACUGGGGAGAAACCCUAUACAUGCCUGGAAUGUGGAAAGAGCUUCACGGAGAGUGGGAGCCUACAUGCUCAUCAAAGGACUCACACUGGGGAGAAACCCUAUGAAUGCUUGGAGUGUGGGAACAGCUUCACUUGUAGUUCAGAUCUACGUAAACAUCAAAGGAUUCACACUGGGGAGAAACCCUUUAAAUGCCUGGAGUGUGGGAACAGCUUCACUGAAAGUAGACAUCUACAUUCACAUCAAAGGACUCACACUGGGGAGAAGCCCUAUACAUGCCUGGAGUGUGGAAAGAGCUUCUCAGAGAAUGGAAGCCUACGUUCUCAUCAAAGGACUCACACUGGGGAGAAACCCUAUAAAUGCCUGGAGUGUGGACAGAGUUUCACUCAUAGUUCAGGUCUACGUACUCAUCAAAGGACUCACACUGGGGAGAAGCCCUAUACAUGCCUGGAGUGUGGAAAGAGCUUCACUCAUCGUUCAAGUCUGUGUUCACAUGAAAGGACUCACACUGGGGAGAAGCCCUAUACAUGCCUAGAGUGUGGACAGAGCUUCACUCAGAGUGGAGGUCUACGUUCACAUCAAAGGACUCACACUGGGGAGAGACCUUAUAAAGACAUAGCAUACAAUCAUAGAAUAAUAGAGUUGGAAGAGACCACAUGGGCCAUCUAAUCCAACCCUGCUCUGAUUGUAUAUGCUUCAUAUGCUUUUACGGAUUUAACCAAAGUUGUUUUAAUAUUAAUGAUGUUUAGUACUGUUUGUAUAUUUGAGGUUGUAUUGCAAUGCUUUUAAUUUGUCACCUGCAUUGAGGCACCGUAUGGAGAGAAAAAGUGGGAUAUAAAUAAACAUAAUGAUAAUAAAAUAACCCCCUUGCCUUGCAGGAAAAGAACAAGGCAUGUGAGAAUAAGUGUCUGAAUUGGAAAAAAUUACAUUCUACAGUGAUCUAGAAUGACCUUUUAGUGAAUA